Molecule: messenger RNA, 2305 nt
Organism: Microtus ochrogaster (prairie vole)
Lineage: Eukaryota; Metazoa; Chordata; Mammalia; Rodentia; Cricetidae
Gene: Fam161b
Product: FAM161 centrosomal protein B
Biological process (GO): cilium organization
Cellular component (GO): cilium
Source: RefSeq, a predicted model, not a curated record
GCUACCAGUGUCUCGCCGGCCGCGCUGCUGUCACCGCCGCUGUCGCCGCUGCUUCUGGUUAGGAAGAUGACUGUGGGGAAAUCUGCCGGGGCGCCCGAAUGCGCCGAGUGGAGGCGUGAGAUAUUUCCCCCCAAAUCUUCUUCAGACACUGAGCCAGAAGAUGAGCUGUCUGAAGAAGGGCUGGUUUUGCCCAGAGCUGGAAAACUCCACGAGUUCCUCAGCCCAGAGGAGGAAACAGAUUCUGCUUCUGACUCCACUGGGAGCUUUUCUAGGACCUUACAGGCUGGAAAGCAGAAAGGCCGGUGGAGUCGGCUGGAGUCUCUGUGUCAGUCUGACCCAGACAGUGGUCAGGACGGCUCUGAGGAAGAGGAAGACUUAGAGACUUUCUUCCAAGACAAGAGCAGGGGGAAGCCACAGGUCCGGGACCCUCCAUCUCUUCGGUGUGGCUCCAUGAGGCGCUGCAGCUCCAUGACCAGCCUUCCUUGUGACUUUGCCAAGACACAGAACCUGCCAGCCUCAGACUCUGGGCCUCCCUCCCAGCACAGAAGUGUCUGCUCCUGGGCAUCCUCCAUCACUGUCCCUCAGCCCUUCCGCAUGACACUGCGGGAGGCCCAGAAGAAGGCCCGGUGGCUGGCCUCACCUGCCUCCUUUGAGCAGGAGAGGCUGCAGGCCCAGAAACAGGGGCAAGAGGAGUCCGAGUGCUUUCGGCAGUUCCGGGCCCAGCCUGUGCCGGCGCAUGUCUACCUCCCACUCUACCAGGAGAUCGUGGAGCGCAGCGAGGCACGGAGGCGUGCAGGGAUCCAGAAGAGGAAGGAGCUGCUUCUCUCCUCCUUGAAGCCCUUCAGCUUCCAUGAAAGGAAAGAGCAGAAAAGGGAAGCUGCUCCACAGACAGACUCGGCUGCAGUGGCUCAGGCCAAGGUCCCCCCAAAGAAGGCCACUAGAAGGAUCCCCAAGGCUGUUCUGGAACCAGCCCUUGGGGACAAACUCCAGGAAGCAGAGCUCCUCAGGAAAAUUCGAAUCCAGAUGCGAGCCAUGGACAUGCUCAAGAUGGCUUCGUCCCCCAUCAGCACGUCCAGUAGCCAGACUCCCCGCACAGCUACCCGCACCCAGGAGGAAAAGCUGAGCUUUCUACAGACAGAAUUCGGAUUCCAGCCUCGGGUGAACCCUGGGGUCCCUGACUACGAGGGCCUUUACAAGGCUUUCCAGAAAAGAGCUGCCAAGAGAAGGGAGACCCGGGAGACAACACGAAACAAGCCCUUCCUGCUACGGACGGCCAGCCUGUGCCACACUCCACGGCCCUGUGAUGUCGCUACUGCUGAAGGCGGGAAAAAGAGAACCCAGAAGUCCCCUCAGCCAGACGCUACCCCCUUGCCAAGGAGUCAUUCUCUGAGUGGUCUUGCUUCCUCUUCUGCCAACACCCUCCCUGUGCACAUCACAGAUGCUACCAGGAAGAGGGAGUCUGCAGUCAGAAUGUCACUUGAAAAAAAAGACAAAUCAGACAAGAGCAUUCAGUGGCUGGAGAUGCACAAAAAGAACUGUCAAGCCAUGUCUAAAUCAGUGACCCUGCGGGCUAAAGCCAUGGAUCCCAAUAAAAGCCUAGAAGAGGUGUUCAAAGCGAAGCUAAAAGAGAACAGAAACUUUGUUAAUUCCAGGAACAAUGACCGUAAAAGAACAAAGGAAUAUAAGAAAGAAUUGGAAGAAAUGAAGAGAAGAAUACAAACAAGGCCCUAUCUCUUCGAACAAGUUACCAAGGCCCUCGCCAGGAAAGAAGCAGAAGAGCGGUAUCGGGACACCCUGAGGCAGGCUGGCCUGGAGGAAGAGUUUGUGAGAACCAAGAGUCAAGGCACACAGGCUGUGCAAGGCAAGAAGAAAGCCAAAGCCAAGGAUUCUCCUAGAAUCCAAGAUACUAUAAAACUCAGCAUCCAAGAUUCAUGGCAGGAUUUAGAUGAUUCUGGACCAGCCUGCUAACCCAUGGAGGAACUGAAGAGCAAUGGCUUGAACAGCUAACCAAACUGCUUGUUGAAGCAGUCCGUUCAUCAUUACCACAUCUGAUCAUCAAGCAGCCAACUAGGUGAGGAGCUUGAGUUUAGAGCCAUGGCUACUGUUAGGGAAUGGGAGAAAAUAACAACAGAAAUGGCUUGAAGAGAUGGAAGUAGAGUUGAAAGCGGAGGGGUCCAAGGUUCUUGCUUUGCGCUUGACACUAAGGAGUGGGCACAGAAAACAAGAUAGAAGCCCACACCUAUGGAGUAGGUACAAGAGGAAUGCAGGUAGAAAAGCGGAACUAGAGAUCCAGGGCCGCCAGACC